AUGAAACUCAUGCUUGUGUGUAUCUAUCUAUCUAUCUAUCUAUCUAUCUAUCUAUCUAUCUAUCUAUCUAUCUAUCUAUCUAUCUAUAUAUAUAUAUAUGUGGGCACCUCGAGGUAUGUGUAUGAGAAAUUAUUUCUGGCAAUGAACUGGCUCCAAGUUGGCGCCAUAGCAGAAGUAGGUAAGGAAUUUACAGAAUAUCAUCGUUUGCUCAAGGAACAUCUCCACUCACGAGGAGUCUAUAUGAUAUCCCGGAACAAGAUGGUAGAUGACCGAGAAUCUCUAGAUCUAUCUAAGCUCUCUUUCUUUUUUUUUUCUUUCUUUCUUUCUUUCUUUCUUUCUUUCUUUUUUUUUCUUUCCUCUUUUUCUCUCUUCUCUCUUUCUUCUCUCUUUCUUUCUCUCUCUUUCCCUUUCUUUCUCUUUCUUUUUUUCUCUCUCUCUUCUCUUUCUUUCUAUUUCUUUCUCUCCUUCUUUCAGUCUUUCUUUUUCUCCCUCUAUUUUCUCUUUCUCUCUUCCUUUUCUCUAUCUUUCUCCCUUCUCUCUCUUUCUUUUUAUCCCUCUCUCUUUUCUCUUUCUCCCACUUUCUUUCUUUCUCACUCUUUCUUUCUUUCUUUCUUUCUUUCUUUCUUUCUUUCUUUCUUUCUUUCUUUUUCCCUUCCCUCUCUUUUUCUUUCACACUCUUUCUCUCCCUCACUUUCUUUCUUUUUCUCUCUCACCCUUCUUUCUUUCUUUCUUUCUUUCUUUCUUUCUUUCUUUCUUUCUUUCUUUCUUUCCCCCUCCUUUUCGCUUUCUUUCUCUCCCACUCUUCUUUCUUUCUUUCUUUCUUUCUUUCUUUCUUUCUUUCUUUCUUUCUUUCUUUCUUUCACUCUCUCUGUACCAGCAUUUUUCUCUUUCUUUCUAUUUUCAUUCUUUUCUUUUCUUUCUUUCAUUUCUCUCUUUUUUCUUUUUUCUAUUUACAUUCUUCUUUUCUCUUUUCACUUUCAUUCUUCUUUCUCUUUUCUUUUCUCUUUCUCUUUUCUUUCUAUUUAUUCUUCUUUUCUCAUUUUCUUUUCUCUUUCUCUUUUUCUUGCUAUUUACAUUCUUCUUUUCUCUUUUCUCUUUCUUGCUAUUUACACACUUUCUUUUCUUCUUUUCUCUUUCUCUCUUUCUUUCUAUUUACAUUCUUCUUUUCUCUUUCUUCUUUUUCUUUCUUUCUUUCUAUUUACAUUCUUCUUUUUCUCUUUUCUCUCUUUCUUUCUAUUUACAUUCUUUUUCACUUUUUUUUCUAUUUCAUUCUUCUUUCUUUCUUAUUUACAUUUUCUUUCUUUUUCUUUUCUUUUUUCUCUUUCUUUCUAUUCUUCUUCUUCUUUUUCAUUCUUCUUUUCUCUCAUUUUUCUCUUUCUUUCUAUUUACAUUUUCUUCUUUUCUCUUUCUCUCUUUCUCUUUUCUUUUCUUUCAUUUCUUUUCUCAUUUUCUUUCUCAUUUUUCUUUUUUCUUUCUAUUUACAUUCUUCUUUUCUCUUUCUCUCUUUCUUUCUAUUUGCAUUCUUCUUUUUCUUUCUCACUUUCUUUCUCUCUUUCUCUUUCUCUCUUUUCUUUCUAUUUACAUUCUUUCUUUUUUCUCUUUUUCUCCUUUCUUUCUAUUUACAUUCUUCUUUCUCUUUCUCUCUUUCUUUCUAUUUUACAUUCUUCUUUUCUUUCUCACUUUCUUUCUAUUUACAUUCUUCUUUUCUCUUUCUCUUCUUUCUUUCUUAUUCUUCUUUUUCUCUUUCUCUCUUUCUUUUAUUUACAUUCUUCUUUUCUUUUCUCUUUCUUUCUAUUUACAUUCUUCUUUUCUCUAUUUCAUUCUUCUUUCUUUCUAUUUAUUUUCUUCUUCUUUUCUCUUUCUUUUCUCUUCUUUUCUUUCUUUUUACAUUCUUCUUUCUCUUUUCUCUCUUUCUUUCUAUUUUUCUUCUUUCUCUUUCUCACAUUCUUUUCUUUUCUUUUCUAUUUACAUUCUUCUUUUCUCUUUCUCUUUUCUUUUCUAUUUACAUUUCUUCUUUUCUUUUCUUUCUCUCUUUCUUUCUAUUUACAUUUUCUUUCUCUUUCUCUCUUUCUCUCUUUCUUUCUAUUUACAUUCUUCUUCUUUUCUCUUUCUCUCUUUCUUUCUAUUUACAUUCUUCUUUUCUCUUUCUUUUUCUUUCUUUUUUCUUCUUCUUUUCUUUCUUUUCUAUACAUUCUUCUUUCUUUUUCUAUUUACAUUUUCUUCUUUUUCUUUCUCUCUUUCUUUCUUUUCUCUCUCUUUUUACUAUUUUCUUCUUUUUUUUCUCAUUUCUUCUUUUUCUUUCUCUUUCUUUCUAUUUACAUUCUUCUUUUUCUUUCUCUCUUUCUUUCUAUUUACAUUCUUCUUUUCUCUUUUCUCUUUCUUUCUAUUUACAUUCUUCUUUUCUCUUUCUCUCUUUUCUUUUUCUUUUCUAUUUACAUUCUUCUUUUCUCUUUCUCUCUUUUCUUUCUAUUUCUUUUCUUCUUUCUUCUUUCUCUCUUUCUUUCUAUUUACAUUCUUCUCUUUUCUCUUUCUCACUUUCUUUCUAUUUCUUUUCUUCUUUUCUCUUUCUCUUUUCUUUCUAUUUACAUUCUUCUUUUCUCUUUCUCACUUUCUUUUUCUAUUUACUCUUUCUUUUCUUUUCUCUUUUUCUCUCUUUCUUUCUAUUUACAUUCUUCUUUUUCUUCUUUUCUCUUUUUUCUUUCUCUUUCUUUCUAUUUACAUUUCUUCUCUUUUCUCUUUCUCUCUUUCUUUCUAUUUACAUUCUUCUUUUCUCUUUCUCACUUUCUUUCUAUUUACAUUCUUCUUUUCUCUUUCUCUCUUUCUUUCUAUUUACAUUCUUCUUUUCUCUUUCUCUCUUUCUUUCUAUUUACAUUCUUCUUUUCUCUUUCUCACUUUCUUUCUAUUUACAUUCUUCUUUUCUCUUUCUCUCUUUCUUUCUAUUUACAUUCUUCUUUUCUCUUUCUCACUUUCUUUCUAUUUACAUUCUUCUUUUCUCUUUCUCUCUUUCUUUCUAUUUACAUUCUUCUUUUUCUCUUUCUUUUCUUUCUAUUUACAUUCUUUUUCUUUUCUUUCUUUACAUCUCUUUUUCUUUUACAUUCUUCUUUUCUCUUUCUCUCUUUCUUUCUAUUUACAUUCUUCUUUUCUCUUUCUCUCUUUCUUUCUAUUUACAUUCUUCUUUUCUCUUUCUCUCUUUCUUUCUAUUUACAUUCUUCUUUUCUCUUUCUCUCUUUCUUUCUAUUUACAUUCUUCUUUUCUCUUUCUAUUUACAUUCUUCUUUUCUUUCUUUCUUUCUAUUUACAUUCUUUUACUUUUUCUUUUCUUUUUUACAUUCUUCUUUUCUCUUUUCUCUCUUUCUUUCUAUUUACAUUCUUCUUUUCUCUUUCUUUCUUUCUCUUUCUUUUCUUUCUAUUUACAUUCUUCUUUUCUCUUUCUCUCUUUUUCUUUCUCUUUACAUUCUUCUUUUUCUCUUUCUCUCUUUCUUUUCUAUUUUCUUUUUCUUCUUUUUCUUUCUCUCUUUCUUUUCUAUUUACAUUCUUCUUUUUCUCUUUCUCUCUUUCUUUCUAUUUACAUUCUUCUUUUUCUCUUUCUUUUCUCUCUUUCUUUCUAUUUACAUUCUUCUUUUCUCUUUUUCUUUUCUCUUUUCUUUCUUUCUAUUUACAUUCUUCUUUUUCUUUCUCUUUUCUUAUUUUACUUUUUCUUUUCUCUUUCUUUUCUAUUUACAUUCUUCUUUUUCUCUUUCUCUCUUUCUUUCUAUUUACAUUCUUCUUUUUCUUUUCUCUUUUCUUCUAUUUACAUUUUCUCUCUUUUCUUUCUAUUUACAUUCUUCUUUUUCUUCUUUUUCUCUUUUCUCUCUUUCUUUCUCUUUUCUCCUCUCUUUCUUUACAUUCUUCUUUUCUCUUUCUCUCUUUCUUUCUAUUUGUUCUUCUUUUCUUCUUUUCUCAUUUUCUCUCUUUCUUUCUUUCUAUUUACAUUCUUCUUUUCUCUUUCUCUCUUUCUUUCUAUUUACAUUCUUCUUUUCUCUUUCUCUCUUUCUAUUUACAUUCUUCUUUUCUUUUUCUCUUUCUUUCUUACAUUCUUCUUUUCUCUUUCUCUCUUUCUUUAUUUACAUUCUUCUUUUCUCUUUCUCUCUUUCUUUCUAUUUACAUUUCUUCUUUUUCUUUUCUCUUUCUUUUCUCUUUCUUUCUAUUUCUCAUUCUUUCUUCUUUUUUUUCUUCUUUCUCUCUUUCUUUCUAUUUACAUUUCUUCUUUUCUCUUUCUCUUUCUUCUAUUUCAUUCUUCUUUCUUUUUUCUCUCUCUUUCUUUCUAUUUACAUUUCUUCUUUUCUUCUUUUUCUCUUUUCUCUCUUUCUUUUCUAUUUACAUUCUUCUUUUUCUCUCUUUCUUCUAUUUACAUUCUUCUUUUUCUUUCUUUCUCUUUUUCUUUCUUUUUUACAUUCUUCUUUUCUCUUUUCUCUUUUUCUUCUUUUUCUUUCUCUUUCUCUCUUUCUUUCUCUCUUUCUUUUCUCUUUUCUCUCUUUCUCUCUCUUUUUACUUUCUUCUUUUCUCUUUCUCUCUUUCUUUCUAUUUACAUUCUUCUACUUUUCUCUUUCAUUCUUCUUUUCUUUUUUCAUUCUUUCUUUCUAUUUCUUCUUUUUCUUCUUUUCUCUUUCUUUUUUCUUUCUUUCUUUCUUGCUAUUUACAUUUCUUCUUUUUCUCUCUUUCUUUCUAUUUACAUUCUUCUUUUCUCUUUUCUCUCUUUACAUUCUUCUUUUCUCUUUCUCUCUUUCUUUCUAUUUACAUUCUUCUUUUUUUUUUUUCUCUUUCUUUUCUAUUUACAUUCUUCUUUUCUCUCUUUCUCUAUUUACAUUCUUCUUUUCUCUUUCUCUCUUUCUUUCUAUUUACAUUCUUCUUUUCUCUUUCUCUCUUUUCAUUUUUUUUCUCUUACUCUCUUUCUUCUCUCUUUUUUUUUUCCUUUCUUUUUCUAUUUACAUUCUUUUCUCUUUCUCUUUUCUUUCUAUUUACAUUCUUCUUCUCUUUCUCUCUUUUUCUAUUUACAUUCUUCUUUUCUCUUUUUCUCUCUUUCUUUUCUCUAUUUACAUUCUUCUUUUCUCUUUCUCUUUCUUCUAUUUACAUUCUUCUUUUCUCUUUCUUUUCUUUUCUAUUUACAUUCUUCUUUUCUCUUUCUCUUUCUAUUUCACUUUCUUUUUUCUUUCUCUUUCUCUCUUUUACUAUUUGUUCUUCUUUUUUUCUUCUUUUCUUUCUUUCUCUCUUUCUUUCUAUUUACAUUCUUCUUUCUCUUUCUCACUUUCUUUCUAUUCUUCUUUUCUCUUUCUCUCUUUCUUUCUAUUCUUCUUUUUCUUUUCUCUUUUUUUCUCUUUUCUCUUUCUUUCCAUUUCUUCUUUCUUCUAUUUACAUUCUUUUCUCUUUCUCUCUUUCUUUCUAUUUACAUUUCUUCUUUUCUCUUUCUCUCUUUUCUAUUUACAUUCUCUUUCUUUUCUCAUUCUUCUUUUCUUCUUUCUAUUUACAUUCUUCUUUUCUCUUUCUUUCUCUUUUCUUUUCUUUAUUUACAUUCUUCUUUUCUCUUUCUCUCUUUCUUUCUAUUUACAUUCUUCUUUUCUCUUUCUUUCUUUCUUUCUUUCUAUUCUUCUUUCUCUUUCUCUCUUUAUUUACAUUCUUCUUUUCUCUUUCUCUUUCUUUCUAUUUUGUUCUUUCUUUUCUCUUUUUCUUUUCUCUCUUUCUUUCUUUCUUUCUAUUUACAUUCUUCUUUUCUCUUUCUCUCUUUCUUGCUAUUUACAUUCUUCUUUUCUUUCUUUCUCUUCUUUUUUUCUUUUCUUUUCAUUACAUUCUAUUUACAUUCUUCUUCUUUUCUCUUUCUCACUUUCUUUCUAUUUACAUUCUUCUUUUCUCUUUCUCUCUUUUUAUUUACAUUCUUCUUUUCUUUUCUAUUUACAUUUACAUUCUUCUUUUCUCUUUCUCUUUUUUCUCUCUUUCUUUCUUUUCCUUUUCUUCAUUCUCCUUUUUACAUUCUUCUUUUUUCUUUCUUUCUCUUUUCUUUCUAUUUACAUUCUUCUUUUCUCUUUCUUUUCUCUUUCUUUUUCUAUUUACAUUCUUCUUUUCUCUAUUUUUUCUUCUUUUUCUCUUUCUUUUAUUUUAUUCUUCUUUUUCUUCUCUUUUUUCUCUUUCUCUUUUCUUUCUAUUUUCUUUUCUUUUCUCUUUUCUCUUUCUUUCUAUUUCAUUUUUCUUUUCUCUUUCUCUUUCUUUCUAUUUGUUCUUCUUUCUCUUUUCUCUUUCUUUUAUUUUCUUUCUAUUUCAUUCUUUUCUUUUCUUUCUUUCGGCCCAUUUCUUUCUCUCUUUCUCUUUCUUUUUCUAUUUACAUUCUUCUUUUCUCUUUUCUCUCUUUCUUUCUAUUUACAUUCUUCUUUUUUCUCUUUUCUCUUUUCUUUUUUCUCUUUCUUCUUUUCUCUUUCUCUCUUUCUCUUUCUUUUCUAUUUACAUUCUUCUUUUCUUUCUCUCUUUCUUUUUCUUUUUUCUUUCUUUCUAUUUACAUUCUUCUUUCUCUCUCACUUUCUUUCUAUUUACAUUCUUCUUUUUCUUUUCUCCCUUUUUUCAUUUUCUUCUUUUCUCUUUUUCUCUUUCUUUUUCUAUUUUUCUUUCUCUUUCUCUUUCUUUACUUUUCUUUUUCUUUUCUCUUUUCUCUUUCUUUCUCUUCUAUUUACAUUUCUUUUUCAUUCUUCUUUUUUUCUCUUUCUCUUUCUUUCUAUUUUUCUUUCUUUCUGUUGUUCUUCUUUCUCUUUUCUCUCUUUCUUUCUAUUUACAUUUUUCUUUUCAUUUCUUUCUAUUUAUAUUCUUUCUCUUUCUCUCUUUCUUUUCAUUCUCCUUUUCUCUUUCUCUCUUUCUUUUAUUUCUUUCUUUUCUUUUUACAUUCUUCUUUUCUCUUUCUCUCUUUCUUGCUAUUUACAUUCUUCUUCUUUUCUCUUUCUCUCUUUCUUGCUAUUUACAUUCUUUUUUUUUUCUCUUUUCUUUCUAUUUCAUUCUUCUUUUCUUUCUUUUAUUUACAUUCUUCUUUCUCUUUCUCUCUUUCUUUCUAUUUACAUUCUUCUUUUCUCUUUUCUUCUCUUUCUUUCUAUUUACAUUCUUCUUUUUUCUCUUUUUCAUCCUUUUCUUUUUCUCUUUUCAUUUUUCUCUUUCUUUCUCUUUUUUCUCUUUCUCUCUUUCUUUCUAUUUAUUCUUCUUUCUCUUUCUCUCUUUCUUUCUUUUACACAUUCUUUUCUCUUUUUCUCUUUUCUUUUCUCUUUCUCACUUUUCUCUUUCUCUCUUUCUUUCUAUUUAUUCUCCUUUUCUCUUUCUCUCUCUUUCUUUCUUCUUUUAUUCUUUCUUUUUCUCUUUCUCUCUUUCUUUCUUUCUUUUAUUUACAUUCUUCUUUUCUCUUUCUCUCUUUCUUUAUUUAUUUUCUCUUUCUCUCUUUUUUUCUCUCUUUCUUUUACAUUUUCUUUUCUUUCUCUCUUUCUUUCAUUUACAUUCUUCUUUUCUCUUUCUUCUAUUUACAUUCUUCUUUCUUUCUCUCUUUCUCUCUUUUUCUUUCUAUUUACAUUCUUCUUUUCUUUUCUCUUUUUCUUUCUUUCUCUCUUUUUCUUUCUAUUUACAUUCUUCUUUUCUCUUUCUCUUUCUUUCUUUCUUUCUAUUUCAUUCUUCUUUUCUUUUCUCUUUCUUCUUUCUUUCUCUUUCUUUUCUCUCUUUUUCUCUUUUUACAUUCUUCUUUUCUCUUUUUUUCUUGCUCAUUCUUCUUUUCUCUUUUCUCUCUUUCUUUCUAUUUACAUUCUUCUCUUUCUCUCUUUCUUUCUAUUCAUUCUUCUUUUCUCUUUUCUUUCUUUUUUAUUUUUUUCUUUUUUUUCUUUUACAUCUCUCUUUCUUUUUCUGUUCUUUCUUCUUUUCAUUUCAUUCUUCUUUUUUUCUUUCUUUCAUUCUUCUCUCACACUUUUUUAUUUCUUUCCGCACACUGGGAAAAUGGUCUUUUCUCUUUUACAUUCUUGUUGUAAAUGUCCUUCUCUUACUUAUCUGUUAUUCUUUUUCUUGCCUUUGCCUUUUUCCCCUUAUUGUCUAUCAUUUGUUCCUUCUUCUUUCAGUUCUUAUUUUAUUUUACUACUACCUGUCUUCUUAG
Messenger RNA from Acanthosepion pharaonis, 8136 nucleotides. The record is from the annotation of a GenBank genome assembly. Lineage: Eukaryota; Metazoa; Mollusca; Cephalopoda; Sepiida; Sepiidae.